UGUUGACACGGCAACUUUGUUAUCGGCAUUGUGAACGAUAAGGGGAAAUACUGCAGUAAGCAGUAACUAUUGGGUAAAUAAAAAUUGUUUAUGUGUAAUGUGCGUUGGCAUUUUCUCAACAAUAUCCUCCAUUCUUUCUUCUAGUAUCGCGAACAGUUUACAUUUAUGAGAUGGAAAUAUUUUCGAUGUCUCUCAUUGUUUACGGUCUAAUACUUGGUGCUAUUUUGCUGAUGCUUGGUAUAUUUCUUGGGGUAUUCAGCUCUCCCUAUGUGCGUGUAAAACGGUACAGAGAGGAACAUUAUUUCGUUGAUCCAAGCAGCGGAAAGAAGGUUAAGUUUCCAUCUCUCCAAGAUGACCCCACCGUAACGCUGAGUGUGAUCAUUCCAGCUUAUAAUGAACAGGAUCGAUUACCCAUAAUGCUAGAUGAAUGCUUAGAAUUUUUGGAGGAGAGGGAGAAGAAAACGCAAGGCUUUACUUAUGAACUUAUCAUUGUCAGUGAUGGAAGUAAUGAUAAAACAGUUGAAGUAGCGUCUGAUUAUUCAUCCAAGUAUGGCUCAGAGAAAAUCAAAGUCCUUGAGCUUAUCAAGAAUCGAGGGAAAGGUGGAGCAGUAAGGCUGGGUAUGCUGAGCGCCAGAGGGGCUAUCCUAUUGUUUGCUGAUGCUGAUGGUGCAACAAAAUUUGCUGAACUUGAAAAAUUGGAACAGUAUCUGUCUCUGUUAUGUAAAGCUGACAUUAUCAAAGAUCAAGCAACUAUUGCCAAAAAGCAUGCAAUUGUUUGUGGUUCCCGAGCGCACCUCGAAGAGGAGGCUGUUGCCAGCCGCACCUUCUUCCGAACUCUGCUUAUGCAUGGGUUUCACCUGGCUGUCUGGUUGUUGGCAACACAGAAAAUCAGAGACACACAAUGUGGCUUCAAAUUACUGACCAGAGAAACUGCUAAAAUCUGUUUCAGCAACCUACAUGUUGAAAGAUGGGCGUUUGAUGUUGAGCUGCUGUACAUUGCUGACUGCUUCAAUAUUCCAGUGGGUGAAGUUGCGGUGACGUGGACUGAAAUUCCUGGGUCUAAAAUUGUUCCCGUUCUAAGCUGGAUCCAGAUGGGUAGAGACCUUGUCCUAAUCUGGUUGCGGUACAAGGUUGGAGCAUGGAAACUCACUAAAAAUCCAGAUUAUUCAAAACUGUACGGAGAGCAAGCAACUAGCUAGGGUCUCAAAAAGAUUGCUUUCUCCACCAGUGGGGACUGCCGAGGAUUUUUAUGAAAACCCAAAGAAUCAUUAUCUUGGAUUAUUCAGUUCUACCCCCAAACUUUGGUGCUUUUGUGGAUUUACCGAUUCCCCCUCGACUAUUUUUCGUAAGAUCUCCCUUAAUUUUUUUUCUUACGAUUUUUCUUACUUUUUACUCUUACAAUUUCACUUUGUUGCCCUCUGUUUGGAGAAAGGCCUUAGGUGAUAUUAGAACAACAUUCUGAUGCAUGUUUUAUGUAUUGUUAAUUUUGUCAUAUAAAUCACGAAGUCCCAUGGAUUGUAUCAUAAUCAGCAAAAUAUUAUCUUGUGCUAAGAUUGUUUAGCGCUGAUGGCAGAUUUCCCCCCUUCAAUUUGGAGGUUACCAAAGGGGGAAAAAAAGUGAAGUCAAAGAAUCCUAAAGAAAACAUGAAACAUUUAGGAAUGUUUGCAAGGAGCUAAGAAAAUUCAGCAAAAGCAGGCAUCGCAAUGAGUAAUUGUACUUUAGCAGCAUUGGUCAGCGUUUCCAAAUGAUCAAACAUAAUAUAAUUCAUAAGUGUUUGCUGUCAUGUCAGCCUUAUUAUCGUAUCAGUAAGCUGAGCUUAGAUGAUAAGGUUUUAUGUGCAGCUGCCUCCUUCUCUCGAUACUUCCAAUAUGCGUACCGAGAAUAGCAGAAGACAGUAAGUGAUCAGGUGAUCACCUUUUAGAGGGCAUAUGUCACAAUGCCCACUGAUAAUUAUCAAUGUCGAUGCAAUCACACUGCUCUUAGGUUUUGACACCCUCCUUUUAAAACACAUGUGAUACAAUUUAGACCGCGUCAAAGGCUUGACGUACGGCAGGAGAAGUAAGACAGGGUGAGGAAUAAAACACAUUCAUUUAUUCGGAACCCCUUGAAAAAUCGAAAAUUGCGCAAGAAGGUCCGUAAUUUUCGUUUCAUACCAUGCUUGGUUUUUAAGAUAGCGUUGAAAGUAUACAGUCCCUUAGGCAUUGAUCCGUAGUACAGUAUUUUCCUGCUUGAUCGGGAUUAUGUGGCUAGUAUAUCUGCAGGCUGCCUGUGAGCUUCGAAUUUCCUGACUACAUCUUUUUUGUCAGGAUUCGCGAGUGAAUUUUGAAAUUUUGUCUCACAUGAAGAUAUUGAAAAAUCACUGGAUUUUUCUGUCAAGGAGAUCCUGAAUUUUUUGAGAAUGCACUUGAGAAGUGCUGUAGAAGUACUGAUUUUUUGCCAGUCAGUGUUAGUAGACAUAGACACCCUGGUAUGUGUAUAUUUAAACAUUACCUAGAGCACUAUACAACUCUCAAUCGCCCAAUCCUCCCAUAGAUGAUCAGGCAAAUGACACCUCCUGAUCUCUUCGGCAACGCCCUGCCACCAGUCUUUUACUGGACGUCCAUGCCGCCUCCUUCUGAGAAGAACACAAUCGAACACUCAUUUGGAAACCAACCAUCUUCCAUCCUCAGCUUUUGUCCAUACCAAAUCAAUAGCUUGAUUUUGAUACCUGGCACCAAUCCAUCAAUUUUGUAAAGAAGAACAAAAUCGAACACUCAUUUGGAAACCAACCAUCUUCCAUCCUCUGCUUUUGUCCAUACGAAACCAAUAGCUUGAUUUUGAUACCUGGCACCAAUCCAUCAAUUUUGUAAAGAAGAACGCAAUCGAACACUCAUUUGGAAACCAACCAUCUUCCAUCCUCUGCUUUCGUCCAUACGAAACCAAUAGCUUGAUUUUGAUACCUGGCACCAAUCCAUCAAUAUUGUAAAGAAGACCGCAAUCGAACACUCAUUUGGAAACCAACCAUCUUCCAUCCUCUGCUUUUGUCCAUACCAAACCAAUAGCUUGAUUUUGAUACCUGGCACCAAUCCAUCAAUUUUGUA
Messenger RNA from Bemisia tabaci, 3080 nucleotides. RefSeq names its product Dolichyl-phosphate beta-glucosyltransferase wollknaeuel (gene wol). Gene Ontology annotation, cellular component: endoplasmic reticulum membrane. Lineage: Eukaryota; Metazoa; Arthropoda; Insecta; Hemiptera; Aleyrodidae. Gene Ontology annotation, biological process: protein N-linked glycosylation. The record is from RefSeq and is a predicted model, not a curated record.